AAGAUGAAUUUACUUUCACAUCUUUGAACGAAGCAAAACCGGAAAAUCAGGUAAAAAUUUUUAAAUUCAAUUUCGUUUAACCCUUUCUAUGCAUCCUCUAGAAUUUACGUAAAAUAAAUUUCAAAAGUAGAGCUAUAAAUUGUAGAAGUUAUCGCAAUUGUAAUUUAAGUUCAGUUGUCAGUAUGAGUGCAUUGUUAAAUCAGUUGAACGGGUCAACUCAAUGUAAAACAAUUGAAAGUUGGACCGCAAUAGGAUUAACAAUACCAGUAAUGAUGUUCAUACAACUACUGAUACAAUUGCUAAUAAUAAUUUAUAAAUGGUAAAGAUUAAAGAAUGAUAAUAAAUGGUAACUCAUUCACAAAUCAAGAUUUGGGCAAUUCAGUUAAUGUUGAUUAUGAGUUAAAUCAGGCCAACCGUUUCAGUAAUAAUCAUCAGUAAUACCAGUAAAUUUCGCUUCACAAGUUAGACCCAAGCCUGGUAAAAUUUGUUAUGUAUUAUUGUACGUUGUACUGGAAGCGAUGAUGAAGAUAAUAAUAAUAAUGAUGGUGAUGAGGAGGACGUAAAGAAAGUGAGGUGAGGUUAGGUAGCAAAGAGGAUGAGUUAAUCUAAAAAAUGAUGAAGAUGCAAAAGAGAGGGAGAGAAGUAGAGAAUAAGAGAGGGAGAGGAAGAUAGAGAUAGAGAGAAGAGAUGAUUUAGUGAAAAUCGGAUUUGUACUUUUCGGGUUAGUUGUUAACUGUAAUCAAGUGAAGUAAUCUUCAUCACCAACCACCAAAAAAAGGAAAGGCUUUUAUCGUUCUUGUGUGCAUCCAUCAUUACAACAGCUUUACUCUUCGGUUGCGAAUCUUGAGACAUCCAAAUAAACAAACAUCAACCAUGUUACCAAUUGUUGUGUUUACAUUUAUUUUGUUAAUCGGUGAAUCAGCAUAUGGUUAUCCCUCCGGUGCACCAGAGGAAACUUGUAGUUCCCUUUCACCUGAACACGGCCAUGGAGUUCCAUCGCAACCAGUGGCUCAAGCUCCAUUUUAUGUUGUAGCUCAUGGAAAGAAAUUUUCACCCGGUGAUAAGAUUGGCGUUGAAAUCUUUCAACGGGAUAAAGUAGCAACUUUCAAAGGAUUUUUAGUACAAGCUUUGGAUGCCGUUUCACACCAUCCAAUUGGUUCUUUUAUGUCCACAACGGGAAUGCAACCAAUUAAUUCAUGUUCAGCCAUCACUCACACGGAUCCCAGGCCAAAGAAGGGUGUUAAUCUUGUUUGGGAAGCCACAGUUCCUCAGUCUGGUGAAGUAAUCUUCAGAGCAACAAUUGUUCAAAACAAGAAACUCUACUACGCAAACAUAUUGGCCUAUGAAGCUGAACAAUUUUAUUCAACAUAAUUAAUUUGUAACCAACAACGCAUAACGUAUAUUGUAAAUGCACUUUCAAUCGCUCUUCCUUCGGCCAUCAAAAAUCCUUUUAUAUAUCUGAGCAAUUAAGCAUAAAUUGUCAUAUCUCUCCUUGUCUAUCCUCUCUUCACUCAUCAUCAUACAACUCUUUACUUUUUUACAAUAGUUUUGCUCUAAUUCACCAUUUUCAUUAAUGUAUAACUACUUGUUCGGGUAAGUAGCCCAGUGACCAUCCACAAAAACAAAGUAGAAGGAGGAUAAAAGGAGAGUAUAAUGUUCCUCCCAGAUAUUCACUACCAAAAAGUAUUUAUCACGAGCUAAAAUAAAUAAAAAAAGAAUGUUGACCGUUUUUUUGUUGAUAAAAA
Molecule: messenger RNA, 1745 nt
Organism: Tetranychus urticae (two-spotted spider mite)
Lineage: Eukaryota; Metazoa; Arthropoda; Arachnida; Trombidiformes; Tetranychidae
Product: ferric reductase 1
Cellular component (GO): membrane
Source: RefSeq, a predicted model, not a curated record